Molecule: messenger RNA, 4565 nt
Organism: Syngnathus acus (greater pipefish)
Lineage: Eukaryota; Metazoa; Chordata; Actinopteri; Syngnathiformes; Syngnathidae
Product: alpha-2-macroglobulin-like
Exons: 36
Coding region: 73-4407 (1444 amino acids)
Cellular component (GO): extracellular region
Molecular function (GO): endopeptidase inhibitor activity
Source: RefSeq, a predicted model, not a curated record
GUAACUUGUGGGUGGGUGUUUGUUUGUUAGUGGCUAUUUAGCAGAUGCAGACGUUGAUCUUCUCAGUCAAUCAUGGGUGGUGUUAGGAAUCAGUCAUGGAGCUGGACAUGGUGUGUCGUCUUGAGCUGGAUGUUUGUGGCUGGAGCAGAGGCUAAACCAAGUUACCUGGUUGGAAUUCCUGCUGUUCUGGAAGCUGGAACUGAAACCAAUUUCUGUGCGAGUCUGCUCCACCCCAAUGAGACUCUGACAAUGAGUGUCUUUUUGCACUCUAAAGAGGAGAACAAAACUCUAUUCGAAGAGGAAUCCAGCAAAGACUUUCAUACGUGCCACAAGUUUAAGGUUCCUGUUCCUAAAGAGGAUGAGGUGCAGGCAAUGGUUGUGGAGGUACGAGGUGCAACCUUUUUCUCAAGAGAGGUCAAGAAAGUCUUGAUCAAAGUGUACAAACCGAUGACCUUCAUCCAGACCGAUAAACCCAUCUACCUCCCAGGACAAACUGUGCAGUUCAGAGUUGUUUCCCUGGACACCAAGUUAAGACCUGCCGUUCAAAUGUACGAUAUCAUUGAAAUUCAGAAUCCGAGCAAUAGCCGUAUUGGACAGUGGCUGAACAAAACAUCCGGCAGUGCAAUAUUGCAGCUGUCUUACUCCUUGAACUCUGAGGCACGGGAAGGAAGCUACCAAGUCAUAGUGUCAGUUGGCGAAGACAGACUUUACCACAGCUUCAAGGUGGAGAAAUACGUUUUGCCGAAAUUUGACGCAAAAAUAAAUGGGCCAAAUGAAGUGGCUAUUGUAGAAGAUGACAUCACCAUUGAAGUAUGUUCAAAGUACACAUAUGGACAGCCUGUGCCUGGCAGUGUCAAACUUAAGAUGUGUCGCCCACUCUCCCCGUAUCUUUACGGCGACUCAAACGAGGACCUUCUCGUAACUCCCCCCUGCUAUGAGGAUACAAAACAGACCGCUAAGACAGGCUGUGCUACUUUUACUGUGAAAUUGUCCACUUUCACAAAAAUUGACAAGAAGGCAGUGCAAGAUGUACUUGAUGUCGCUGCGGAGAUGACGGAGGAGGGGACGGAAAUUACAGUGCCGCAACUCAAAAGAAUAGAAAUUUCUUAUGUAAUUGGAAAGCUUUCAUUUAAGGACACACCUAAGAUUUAUGAAGCCUCAUCAAUGGUGGAGGGUAAAGUUCAAGCGGUUUACUACAACAAUACUGCCAUUGAGGGCAUGGAUUUGUACCUGCUGGAGGGAAACAGGUGGUCACCAGUUCUCCGACAGAACCUCACCACUGACACGAACGGCCUUGCCGCAUUCUCGAUAAGCACUGAGGGUCAAGGGGAAAUUUACCUCUACGUUAGUGCUGCACCAAACCUGGAGCAUAGUUUUCAAAUCCCAUACUAUGAGAAUGGAGAGCACACUGUUUCUCCAGUUCUGAAACCUUCUCUUGAUGUAAAGACUGUCAGCUACCUAGUGGUGAAGAGUAAGGAUGCACCAAUUCCUUGCGACAAAGAUGAAGACGUCACCAUCCAAUAUGUUGCAGCCGGAGAGUCUCAAGGGACUGCCGAUCUUAUGUAUCUGGUGCUUGCCAGGGGAGCCAUUGUUUUUCAAGGAGUAAAACAGUUUGCUGUUGAGGAUAAACCAGUGACCGAGGGUGAGGUGACUUUCCAGUUGAAAGUUUCUUCAGAGAUGGCACCAGAUGUCCAGGUCGUUGCAUAUGCUGUGCUUCCUAGUGCAACAGUAAUUGCCCACAGUGCACACUUCACCACUGAGAAAUGCUUUGGUAACAAAGUCUCUGUGGAGUUUAUUCCAUCUUCAGCUGUCCCAGGCGAGCCAACAAUUUUGCAGCUGACAGCUCAGCCCAAUUCUCUGUGUGGGCUGAGUAUUGUUGACCAGAGUGUCCUCAUCAAAGAGCCAGGAAAGACCUUAGAGGCAAAUAAGAUAUUUGGGCUGUUGCCUGUCACAAAAUCAACAGAUGUUCCAUACAGAGUUGAGGAUCCAGAGGAAUGUUUACACGUCAGACCUAAAAGAUAUGUUCUACCAUUCCCUGGGCGUGAAAUCGAAGACCCUCACACAGUUUUCCGGAAUAACGGUCUGAAGAUGGCGACAGAUUUGUCCAUCAGACUGCCAACUUGCUUGAAGUAUAAGGGAAAAGAAUAUUAUCACUCUCCCUACGGUGUGACUGCAUUAAGAUACCAAUCUUUGGAUGUGAUGGCGGCUCCUGCUCCUGUUGCUAUGGGAGUCAGUAUGGGUGGUGUCGCCCCAAUUCAGACAAUCCGCAACUUCUUUCCAGAGACUUGGUUGUGGGACAUGGUGGAAGUCGACAUUUCUGGCAUGAAGGAUGUGUCCCUAACUGCCCCGGACACCAUCACCACAUGGGAGACGGAGACUUUCUGCCUGUCCUCUCAGGGUUUUGGCUUGGCUCCUCGUGAAAAUUUAACAGUCUUCCAGCCUUUCUUCCUUGAGCUCACUCUGCCGUACUCCAUCAAACGUGGGGAAGAAUUUGAGCUGAAAGCCACAGUCUUCAACUUCCUCUCCAAAUGCAUCAUGGUUAGUGUGACUCCAACCCUCUCCUUGGAGUACAACCUCACCCCAGUUUCUGGUGAAGAGUACAGUCGCUGCCUAUGCGCCAAUGAGCGCAUGACCCUCAAAUGGACUUUGGUUCCCUCAACAUUAGGGGUUGUCAAUGUCACCGUGACUGCUGAAGCCGUGCUGUCCCAGACUUCUUGUGACAAUGAGAUUGUGAGCGUGCCAGAAAGAGGUCGUAUCGACGUGGUCACAAGACCUCUCAUUGUGAAGGCUGAGGGAACAGAGGUGACACAGACCCGCAACUUACUGCUCUGCCCUAACGGAGGUGGUAUAAAGGCUGAAACUGAAGCAAAGCUACCUGAGAAUGCAAUUGAAGGAUCAGCACGUGGUCUAGUAUCUGUCCUGGGUGACAUUUUAGGCCGGGCUUUGAAGAACGUUGAUGGCCUGUUGAGGAUGCCGUAUGGCUGUGGAGAGCAGAACAUGGCACUGUUUGCCCCAAACAUUUACAUACUGCAGUACCUUAAAGACACACAGCAGCUGACACCGGCCAUGGAAGAAAAAUCUCUCAAAUUCCUGACCAGUGGCUACCAAAGACAACUUAACUACAAGCAUUUCAGUGGUGGGUAUAGCACUUUUGGGACUGGUACGGAGAACACUUGGUUGACUGCUUUUGUGAUGAGGUCUUUUGCCAAAGCCAAGUCUUUCAUUUACAUUGACCCUUUGGAAAUUGAAAGUUCUCAAAGUUGGCUUGAAAGCAAGCAGAAAGAAAACGGUUGUUUCCAAAUGUCGGGAAAACUUUUUAACAACAGGAUGAAGGGUGGAGUUUCUGAUGAAGUGACUCUCAGCACUUACAUCACUGCAGCCUUCUUGGAAUCGGGUAAAUCUGUUAAUGAUGCCACAGUGACCCAGAGCAUGUCUUGCUUGAAAGACUCCCUCAGUGACCACAGCAACACUUACACGACAGCUCUGCUGGCCUAUGUCUUUACCUUGGCUGGUGAUGAGAAGACUCGUGCUCAGCUUCUGGAGCACUUGGACAGCAUUAAAAUACAAAAAGAUGGGUUUACUCACUGGUCCCAGAAGUCAACAAAAGGAUUUGAGUCUCUUUCUGUCGAGAUCUCCUCUUAUGUGCUGCUGGCCAGACUUAGCAGUUCUCCCACUGCUGAAGAUCUGGGUUACGCCUCCGGCAUUGUCAGAUGGCUGACGAGCCAGCAGAACUAUUACGGAGGCUACUCUUCUACUCAGGACACAGUGGUGGCUCUUCAGGCUCUGUCUCUUUACAACACUCUGGUAUUCAGUCCAGGGGGUGAAAGCACAGUGACUGUAUCGUCUCACAGUGGCCAGAGUGUAUUUGAAGUCAACCAGAAUAAUAAAUUGCUCUACCAAGAAGUUCUAAAGGAUUUCACAGGACAGUUCAGUGUGGAGGCGAAGGGGACUGCAUGCGCUUCAGUACAGAUGACUCUUCUCUACAACAUUCCUACACCCACUGACGUCACUACUCUUAGUGUCACGGUGCAGACUGAGGCCCACUGCGCCAGCCCAUCUGGCAGACCAAAAGUCACCCUGAAGCUGCAAGCUCUAUUCAAUGGGGUUGAAAACGGUACAAACAUGGUGAUUCUGGAAAUCAAUUUGCUGUCUGGUUUUCAAGUAGACCCAAACUCUUUCCACAGACUCAAAGGCGCUUUGCUGGUUGAUCGUGUUGAACAGAAGGAAGACCGUGUGCUUGUGUAUUUGGAGUCUCUACCAAAGGAAAUACCAAUAAACUACAGCUUGGACCUGAUCCAGGAAAUUCCAGUGCAGAAGCUUAAACCAGCUGUGGUUAAGAUCUACGACUAUUACCAGCCAAGUGACCAGGCAGAAACAAUUUACAAUUUUGAUUGUAAGACAGAUUGAAGCACAGCUGGUGUUGCAUCCAUCACUGAAUCACCAUAAAAUGAGCAUGUAUUUUGAUAGUUUCUGUAACUCCAUGUCUGCUGGUUUAAUAAGAUGACACUUUGACAACAGUUCAAAAUUAAGCUACAGAUUUGAAAUAAAGUUAUUGAACUGUGAAA